Molecule: messenger RNA, 2019 nt
Organism: Trachymyrmex septentrionalis
Lineage: Eukaryota; Metazoa; Arthropoda; Insecta; Hymenoptera; Formicidae
Gene: TMS1
Product: serine incorporator 1
Exons: 11
Coding region: 220-1626 (468 amino acids)
Cellular component (GO): membrane
Source: RefSeq, a predicted model, not a curated record
CUGACGUCACGGUCAGCUGAUCGCGUGAAGUUGCCUGCAAGCAGCAGUGUCAGUUCGUCUAUUAUUGUUGCGUCUCCCCGUGGCGUUUCUUGUUUUCCUCAACGACCACGACUCAUUCUAUUUAGUCUAUUCGGUCGCCUCCAGUUUCCGAGUCUCUUCCAGUUUCGUUUCUCGAGACAUUUUGCUCCGUUCUCCCUCGAUAGCCCGGAGAAAAUCGACAUGGGUCUCGCGUGCUCAACGGCUCAGCUUGCGUGCUUGUGCGGAAGCACAGCUUGCAGCUUUUGCUGCUCUCAAUGUCCCUCAUGCAGGAACAGCACGAGCACUCGCAUCAUGUAUGCGCUGCUCUUGUUGCUAGGAACUAUCGCAGCCUGUAUCACUCUGGCUCCUGGUCUCCAAAAUGCUCUUAAAAAGGUCCCAUUCUGUGCAAACAGCUCUACUUAUGUUCCAUCGGAGAUCAUUCCAUCUCUCGACUGUGACUUUGCAGUCGGUUAUUUAGCUGUUUAUAGAAUAUGCUUCAUUCUUUCCUUGUACUUUUUCUUGAUGUCUGUAAUAAUGAUCAGGGUAAAAAGUUCACGCGAUCCACGGGCAGCUAUACAAAAUGGAUUCUGGGCAAUCAAGUAUCUUUUGAUAAUUGGUGGAAUCAUUGGCGCUUUCUUCAUCCCGGAAAGAUCAUUCGGUUCUACUUGGAUGUAUUUUGGGAUGUUAGGAGGUUUCCUCUUUAUAAUUAUUCAGCUAAUUUUAAUUGUUGAUUUUGCCCAUUCUUGGGCUGAUGCUUGGGUAGGAACUUAUGAGGAAACCGAGUCAAAAGGAUGGUACGCUGCACUGUUAGGUGCAUCUGUCUUCAAUUAUGCUUUAUCUAUUACUGGAGUAGUGCUACUUUAUGUAUAUUAUACACAUCCAAGUGGGUGUGCCCUAAAUAAGUUUUUCAUUUCGUUUAAUUUGAUUUUGUGCGUCAUUGCCAGUAUUGUAUCAAUUUUACCGAAUGUGCAAGAACAUCAACCACGAUCUGGACUGCUUCAGUCUUCCAUUGUAACAUUAUAUGUGGUAUACUUAACAUGGAGCGGUAUAGCAAACAGCCCAGAUCUAGCGUGUAAUCCUGGUUUUCUCCCUGGUAUCUCAAAUCAUGAUGUCAAUACACAAAAAAAUCGUGUUACGUUUGAUAACGAAAGCAUUAUUGGACUAAUAAUAUGGUUUAGCUGCGUUUUAUACAGUUCCUUACGUACAGCGUCCAAAUCAUCAAAGAUUACAAUGUCUGAAAAUGUAUUAGUUCAGGAUAAUGGAGCUGUUAGGAAUGCGGCAGAGCAGUCUCUUAUCGGCAAUGAAGAUUAUACUGCAGUAGAAGGACGCAAUCCCGAUGCAGAAGAUGGAAACGAAGCUAAGGUUUGGGACAAUGAAGAAGAAAAAGUGGCAUACAACUGGAGUUUCUUCCAUCUUAUGUUUGCUCUUGCUACUUUGUAUGUUAUGAUGACACUCACUAACUGGUAUAAACCAAACUCCAGUUUGGAGACAUUAAAUGCAAACAAUGCUUCAAUGUGGGUGAAAAUUAUUUCUUCAUGGAUGUGUUUGGCUCUUUAUGUAUGGUCAUUGGUAGCGCCUGCCAUUUUCACGAAUAGAGAUUUCUCUUAAACUUCUGGAUUUAUUGUAAGCCAAAAUCCAAGUUUACAACAGCUAAAACAGCCUCAGUUUAGAGCUUUCUUGUAAUAUCAUCCGUCUUUUGCAAAACGUACGUAACUACAACUAUAAAAGAAGUUAAUGAGAACUGAUCUUACGAAUGAAUAUUAUUAAGGAUGUAGGAUUAGACAAUUGUCAUAUGUGAUAAUUUUUUUCAAUUUUAUGGGUGCGGUCAAAGUCUCACUACAAAUGUUUUGAAGCAUUUGAUUGACCAAUUAAAAGAAAGAAUUUUAUGAUUAAUUGAUCGAUCAAAGAAUGCUUAAAGCAUUUUUAGCAUUACGUUGACCCUACAUCAUGAUACAUAAAAAAUUAUUCUUCAAAAUAAUUUUUCUAUGAAGUGUUUACGUA